AUGUCCCAUCAGACUCGACAACUGUCUUCAGUCUUAGAUACGCUGCUACGUCAGCAAUCGGAGGGUAAGAUUCAGGACUCAAAUUCGUUAAAUGCACUCCUCAAUAGCGUUCUGCCGGCAUACUCGAAAAGAUCUCUAUCCCAUGAAGAACAAGAGGUGGUGAUCAAGAUUUUUCAAGCAAUCCAUUUGCUCACAUCAAGAAGUCCAUCCUUACUUUUUGAGAACAACAGGUACAAGGCAGUCGUGAAUGGUUUCAUGUAUUUUUACGAUGCGCGAUACCACGAUUCGGAGUUAGCACAGAAGGCGACUGAGUCAUUGAAACGGAUCAUCAACGAUCAGUACAGAGGAAGGCUUGCUUCCAGCAUGCACUUGGACCUAAUAAAGGUAGAACUGAUUGAAACACUUAAUGACAAUUUGAACUACGUGCUUGAGAGCAUAACCAACUCGACGGCGUCAAAGCCAGUUGAUUUGAACUAUAUCACCACUACCAACGAUUACAGAUUCUCCAGAUUGAGCAUUUCCACACGCAUUCUUCAAGUACUUCUUGAUGUUUCACUUGAAAAUGCUUUGUUACUGCACUCGCAAAACCCGUUCAUGAUGGAAACGUUUAUUGGUCGGCUUUGGUUCUGUAUGGAUAAUGUGGUUGUGAAUCUGAAGUUUAGCAGCGAUGAAUCUGGAGACACAUCAUAUAUUCUGUCACAGACCUCAGUGGACAUGAUCGCUGCUAAGUUUGAUGUACUAUACGCCACUCUGUUACAAUCUACCGGAAGCUACACUUUUGUUGAUGAGUGUUUACAACACACUCGUCUGGAACAAUUACUGUUCAAGUGUAGGGAUUUACUCAAUUGGCCUUUACUUUCGCGGUUUCCUAAACUACAGUCGAGUCUUGCUGAAAUUUUGAUGAAGCUAUUUAUCAAAUGCAAAGAAAUGGACACUUUGUGUUAUUUCUGGAAUAAGCUGGCAAUCACUACCGAAAAGUUGGCGUACGUUGACAAGAUGCUAUCCAAUCUUGGCCCUGACUUAUUUAUUGUGAUCAACAUACUCCUCAUAUUGAAUGUGAAAGUUGGCAAGAUACCCACCAUGCGAAGCCGCUCUACAUUCGAAGCCCAUUAUUUGAGGUCUUACGAAAUAGCAUUCAGACCUUUCUCAAAUGAGAAGCUACACCUGCUUCGAAACAAGGUUCUUCUUUGCGCCUUAGAAGAUGUACUAGAGCCCGAUGUGGAUAUGUUAUUAUCAUUGACAAACUCCAAGUCAAUGGUCAAUUUGGUCGAUUCGAGUGACCGAAAUUUAAAGGGAAAGGAGACACUGGCUUUAGAUCACGAAAAAAACCUUGAGAUUGUUGAUUUGACUUCGAGCUCUUACGUUUCGCAAAGCACCAUUUCCGAUUCUAAACUAAAGAAAUGGAUCUCCAAACUUGAGAGCGCCAAAAAAAAUGGCCAGUUUGAUGCAAUUAUCAGCACACAGCUGGGAAAAAUCUGCAUGGUUACUGCGAUUGGUAGGUAUGCUUGUUUGGUAGCUGAAGACUAUGAUUUCAAAAGCAAAAUAUGCCGCAAAUGUGAUUAUGCUCCAGAUAAAACCAUAUAUUUGCUUGAUUCAGUCGAUCCGAAAAGGCCAUCUAUUGAUUCUCGUCCAGAAAUCGAAUCUGCAUUCACCAUACUUAUUGACACUUUUAUUUCAGACCCAGCAUCAUUGAAUGAUGAACAGCUGAUUGUGUCCAUACUCAUCGCUCUUCGCCGUAUAUUUAGCUCGUUCCGUCCACCUUCGCUGAAACAUUCUGUCAAACUAUGGAGAUUUCUUGAGGCUAGCUUUAUUAGCGUGGUUCGAGAGAUUCGUCUUCUAACUGUUAAAAUAUUCCCGCUUCUUCUCUUAUCCACUGAGGAUGAUCAAUAUGAGUCUGAUUUUGACAUCUUGUUGAAAUACUUGAGCAUGUUCAAGAUAUCGAGAAAAACGGCAUAUCUUUUCGAAGGUAUCAUCAUGUCAUGGGGCGAGCUUAUAAUGAUCAGUCAUCUCGAGGGAAAGCAAUAUGUCAUGCUUAACCACUUAAUACAGUACAUGGGCGACAGUGACCAAUUUAGAUCAAACCUUUCCUUUCACGAAUUACGCCUUGUCGCUUCCACCAAAAAACUAACAGCUUGGAAACUGGUUGAGCCUUUCAUCCCACUGAUAAGCUAUGAACUAAUCCAAAAAAGGAACACACACCCAAACAUGCUCAGAAUUUUUUGCGACUGUAUCAAGAUGGAUGUCGAUGUAUUCCUCAACAGGGUGAUGGAAUUUACUGUUCCGCUUUUCAUUCAAUCCUUUUCCGAAGAUCACAUAGGAUUCAUUGCUGGACAGGUCGGCAAGACUAGAUCGCAACUUGUAACAAGUCACAUUGAAAAGGUGCUGGCUAUAUUGUUGACUGCUGAUGAGAAUAUUGAUGCUAGUAAGAUCAUCAAAAUAGUGGCCUUAUCAAAUCCAAAAUAUAAAGGAAUGAAUUUACGAAUACUCAUCAGCGAGUGCCGCGUCAUGGAUCUCAUCUGGGAGUUGUUGAGUCUCUACAAUUCAGAAAAAAUGAAACCGCGAAUCAGAAAUGCCAUACUUUAUGCAUGUAUGUCUCGCCACAUUGGAGACAUGUCUUUGAGCGAUGAUGAUAACUUUCUGAACAAAGAGAUGGACUUAAUGAUUUUGGGUAUUGCUCAAUCGUUUUCGGCGAUCAUAUAUGAUCAUAGGGGUAGCAGGCCUUACUUGCUUAAAAUCCAGGCAAUUCGUGCUAUCCGUUGCAUUGCGGAAAUAUCAACCAGUUUCCAAACAUGCCUCUCUCAAAUAAUGACCUGCUUGCAAAUUGCUCUUGAAUCUCCAGAGCUCCAACUAGAAAGUCUGGAGUGCCUGCAUGUUCUUGUUUCUAACCUGGACUACUCUCCGUUAUCCAUCAUUGUUGACUUGCUGAUCUCCUAUCUGAUUCAGAAAUACAGGUUCUUUAACAUCAAAUGUAAGAAUAUUGCACGAAACAUUCUUAUGACGAUUCUGGAAAAGGAUCCUAAAGUCAUAAAGGAGCAUCCUUCUUAUAUCUAUUCUCUCUCAUUGAUCAGCGAUUUUGAUAAUAUUACGAACAAAUAUGAUAUCAAGAACCAUAAUAUUCUUGUCGAAUUUGAUAGGAGAUUUCAGGCAGAUAACAAGUGGGUCGUGUUACAGGUGCUUGAUGACUUCAAGAAUUUCCUUGACUCUCAUCAACUGGAAAUUCACAAAACUUAUCUCAACGACUCUCGGUUAUUGCCGUUGUUUUCAUCUCUUCUAGCACAUAUUAUGGCUGUUUCCAACAAAUUCUCUAUGACUAACACCGAGAUUCCGCGCAAAUGUGCUGAUGUUCUGGCGUGCUUGGGUGCACUGGAUCUCACAAAGGUUGGACAUAGUUUUAACAGGGCCUACAAGAGAAUAAUUCUUGUGUCCAAUUUGGGCAAUCACAGAGAGAUGGCCGAAUUCUCUGUGUAUUUCUUGAACAAUAUCCUUGUCAAAGCUUUUGUUGCCUCUACAGAUCCCCAAAAACAGCUAUUUCUGGCAUACUCGAUGCAGGAAUACUUGAAAAUUCUUGACUUCACUCCUGAAAACAUUCAAGUCAAGGACGCCCCUGAAAGUCUUGUUUGGGCGAAAUUGAACAACCUAUCUCAAACAGUUCUUCGUCCCCUACUGGUUUCGCGUUAUAUGAAAAACUCCUAUGGCUAUAUGGCGCUAACUUAUCCUUGCUAUAAGAAUACCAAAAAACAUUCAUUCUGGAUUCGUGAGUUUACAGAGGACCUGCUUCAUAGAUCCGAGGAUGUUCGAAAGUUACCGAAAUAUGCCAAGGCUAUAUUUGCAACUUGUUCCAUUAUUAUCAAAGACCAGGAUCUAUCCAUUGCAGAGUUCUUGCUGCCUUAUACAGCCCUCAUGAUGAUUGUGUAUGGCGAUGAUAGGAUCAAGGCUGAUAUCGAAAUCGAGAUGAUGACAGUGCUGAAUGAAGAUUUGGAUCUUCUUUCCAAUGAUUCGGCCAUUGAGAGCCUUAAAUCAUGUUAUAGGACAGUAUUUUCCAUUGUUGACUACUUUCGAGAGUGGGUUUCUGAAAGGAAAAGAGAUAAGAAAUACCUUCAAAAUAACUAUGUGGAAGAACGGAAGAAGAUUGAAAGCUUUCUUGCUUUGCUGCCAUCUGAACUUUUGGCCAAACGCACAGCCCAGUGCAAUUCCUAUGAACGCGCAAUAUUCAACUUGGAGCAGAGUUACGCUCACAACAAAAUGGAUAAAGAUGAAUUUUUCACCACGAUUCGACACAUGUAUGCCGAAAUAAACGAUACGGAUGCUUUACAGGGAGUUCUCAAAAAGUUUUCGACGGAAAGUCUGAAUGAUAAGCUUCUUCAGUUUCAGUAUUCUGAGGACUGGAGAGUCACGCAAGAAUCUCUAGCUGCACUCACAGAAAUUGAUUAUGGGGACAACAAUGAUCGGCAACUGGAUUCAAUUAUCUCUUUUCUGAGAUGUCUUGAUGAUCAUUGUGAAUAUGAUCAGGUGCUUUCCAAGCUUCGUGAAGUCGAGUCAUCAAUACAAGAAUUCGAGCCUACAAAGGAUUGGGUUGUAUGCGGAUUACAAGCCUCCAUCUUCAGCGGUCAGCUCGAGGAACUCAAGAGAUGGGUUUCUCAUUCACAAGAAUUUUCCUCCAUAACAUCUCCUGGUUCUUCAUUGUCUAUUUAUUAUGAGUUUGCUCGAGGCUUAAUUACCUUAAGUGAAAACAACUUGCGGGCUUGCGAUGAGCAUAUCUCUAAUGCUAUCACGCACCUUGGAACUUCAUUGUCAGUUUCACGUGAGAUAUCCCCUUCGAAAAUCUCAAGUUACAUGGUCAUGCUUCAUUGCUUGUAUGACUUCAGAUCACUAGUUUUUGUGGAGAACAAGCAGAGAUUACAGAAUUGUAUGGAUUUGCUACAAUUAAGGGCUAAGAACUCCACCAAAGAUUUUAAAAUCAAUUGGAAGAUUCACUCGCUUCGCCAAUCGAUAGAGAAAUUGCAUCCUCAGGCUGUUGUUCGCGCUUUUCUGGGCGAUACGAUGGUGCAGGGAUCUCAAUUUCUGCGAGAAGCUGGAAAAUACGAUCUCGCAACGAAAAGUAUUACAAACGCAUUAUUCAUUGGUACCUCGUCGGAAUUAAUGGUUAACUUGGAAUUUGCUAAAUUGCUUUGGGCUCAAGGUGACCACAGCCAAGCGCUGAAAAUAAUCAAAAGCCUGCUAGAAAUGGCGAAGCCUCGCAAUUCACCGGAGAUUCAACUCACAUACACGGAUUGGCUCGAACAAUCGGCUAAUGGAAGCUCUGAUGAAAUUAUAAAAGGAUACGAGGCUGCUGCUGCUCUGGACCAUGUUAGUGGAAAGCCACAAUACUACUUAGGCCGUUAUUACAACAAACUCCUUGAUGCUCAAGCUGUGGAGACCCCAGGAUUGAAAAAACCAGAGAAAGAUUUUUAUGGAGACCUGGAAUUCAACAUCAUAAAAGCAUACAUUCGAUCUGCUGCUUUUUCUAAUGAUUAUGUGUUUGAGGUUCUUCCUAAGGCGGUUACAAUUUGGUUAGACUAUUUUGCCAAGUAUCAGAACGCAAGUGAGCUGACAGGGUACUCCCAUGAAACCAUAUAUGCUAGGAGGAGGGAUAAUUACUCGAGUAUUCUCAAAUUUGUCAAGGUGGCAGCAUCUAAGAACGAGCUACCAAUUUACAAGUGGUAUACUGUUCUUUCGCAGCUCAUCUCUCGGAUGGUCCACGGUGACUCCGAAACAGAACUUGUAAUCUUGAAUGUUAUUACCCAAUUGGCCAAAGCAUAUCCAGAGGUUGUCCUAUACUCAGUCUAUGCACAGGUUCAAUCUACUUCACCAGAAAGGGCCCAACGUGGGAAACAGAUAUGCGAAACACUUCAAAAUAACAAGAAUGCGACGCUGUCGAAGCAAGUGUACUCAGCAUUCCAACUUCUCGAGGCGCUUAAAGGAGUAUGUCAAGCAGACAUCAGCAGACAGAAAAGAACAAAAAUGCACUUGUACUCAGAAUUAAGAUUUUCAUACCCAGAGCACCAGGAGUGCAGAGCGUUGGCAAUCCCAAUUAGAGUCAACUUCCAGAAACUGCUUGCCACAGGACUGAAUAACAAUGUGCUGAGAAAGUCAAACAAUUACCAAGUCGAUAAAUUCAUUGCGUUUAGAAAUUUCGACGCCAAAGUGAGCAUCCUAUCUUCCAUGCAGCGACCUAGAAGGUUGUACAUCACGGGUACAGAUGGUCGUAGGUACAGUAUUCUUUGCAAACCUCAUGACGACUUGCGGAAAGACGCCAAACUUAUGGAGUUCACAACCGUGAUGGAGAGAUUGCUGAAGCUUGAUGCUGAAGCAGACAAAAGAAAUCUCACCAUCAAAAACUAUGCAGUCGUGCCGUUGAAUGAGACAAUGGGUCUGAUUGAAUGGGUUGAUAACGUACGGACUAUGAGGGAUAUCAUGUUGACUUACCUUCAAAGACAGGGAAUAACCGUGGACUUUGGUAAGAUUAAGCAGUUAUUGAAGGAGGAUCUUUCUGUUGGUGAGAAAAUGCACAAUUUCCAGAAACUGUUGCGCAUGUACCAACCAGUGCUCCAAAUUUGGUUCCAGGAUCAAUUUCCUAAUCCUGUGAAUUGGUAUCAAUGUCGCAACGAUUAUGUCAAAACUUGUGCAGUAAUGUCAAUUGUCGGAUACCUGGUGGGAAUGGGUGACAGACAUGGUGACAACAUUAUGUUGAGCGAGUUAUCGGGUCAAAUUCUGCAUGUGGAUUUCGAUUGUUUGUUCGACAAAGGAAAGAAACUUGCCGUUCCAGAGCGUGUACCGUUCCGUCUUACGCAGAACAUGACGGCAGCUAUGGGGGUUACUGGAUAUGAAGGGACUUUUAGGAAGACUUGUGAGGUGACAAUGAAGAUCAUUCGACAAAACGAGAAUAGCCUUAUGAACGUCCUCGAAACCUUCUUAUACGAUCCAAUCAUGGACUGGAAGGUGAAACAUAAAAAACGCAGGUCCACAGAAGAGACCGAUUCAAAGGGCUUGCAACCCCAAGUUGCUAUGGAUACCAUCAGAAGAAAAAUCAAAGGAAUUCUUGAUCCAAAAGAUUUGGACACGGGCGCGAAAGACAGCGGAGGGCUGUCAGUUUCGAUAGUGGCCCAUGUUGACGCAGUGAUCCAACAAGCAACGUCCGUGGAAAACCUGUCACAGAUGUAUAUUGGCUGGAUGCCAUUUUUAUGA
Molecule: messenger RNA, 7224 nt
Organism: Ogataea polymorpha
Lineage: Eukaryota; Fungi; Ascomycota; Pichiomycetes; Pichiales; Pichiaceae
Exons: 1
Coding region: 1-7224 (2407 amino acids)
Biological process (GO): telomere maintenance; DNA damage checkpoint signaling; protein phosphorylation
Cellular component (GO): nucleus
Molecular function (GO): protein serine/threonine kinase activity; protein binding
Source: RefSeq, a predicted model, not a curated record